This is a messenger RNA of Solanum pennellii, 2059 nucleotides long. Its product is annotated as pentatricopeptide repeat-containing protein At5g01110-like. The record is from RefSeq and is a predicted model, not a curated record. The coding region runs from base 83 to 673 and encodes 196 amino acids. The transcript has a single exon. Lineage: Eukaryota; Viridiplantae; Streptophyta; Magnoliopsida; Solanales; Solanaceae.
ACAAGUCCUCCUUUCAUUUUCCGCCAAUUUUCUCUUGGGCAUGGGAAAACUAGGAGCCACAUAUAUAUAGUUCCACACUUGAAUGGCAGUCCCAAAAAGCCAAUUUCCCAUGGCAGCAGCACGACACCUAGAUGUUCACAAAUCCACCGUUAGAGGCAUAACAACUUGUGCUUCACUUGUAAACACGACCCACUUAGAAAAUUCGCCUAUUUCUGAACCACAACACUUUGCAAAUGGCUCUUCAACCCCACCAUCUGAAGACACAUUACUAGUCCAGAAAAUCUUGUGGAAUCUUAAACAAUGUAAGUCAAUAACCAAUUCUUUACAUGGUUUAAACCCGUCUACUUUUCUUGAAGUUCUUGGUAAUUGUCGUGAUAAUUUGCAUUUAGCACAGAAAUUCAUUAACUUUGUUUCUGUAAAUUGUCCUAAUUUCAAACAUUGCUCGAGUUCAUUGACUGCUACUGUACAUGUGUUAAUUAGGUUUAAGAGGGUAGCUGAUGUACAGGGUUUUAUCUUAAGGAUGAUCAGAAGAACUGGGGUUUCAAGAAUUGAGAUUGUGGAAUCUGUGGUGUCAACUUAUGGGGUAUUUGGGUCGAAUCCAUAUGCUUUUGAUUUGCUGAUUAGGACUUGUGUACAAGCUAGGAAGAUUAGGGAGGCUGUAGAAGUAUUUUAGGUUGUUGCAAAGGAGGAAUCUUUGUGUUCUGAUAAAUGCGUGUAAUGGUCUUCUAGGAGGGCUUGUGAAGAUUGGUUGGGUUGACUUGGCAUGGGAAGUGUAUAAUGAGAUGACAGGGAGUAGCAUUCAGCCAAAUGUGUAUACCCUCAACAUAAUGGUGAAUGCUUUAUGUAAAGAUGGGAAAAUUGAAAGUAUAAUGGUGAAUGUUUUACCGGAUAAGUGCAUAUUGUCACGAGGGGCUUCAUUUUCAGACGCCCCACUUGUUGCCAUCUGUCGUGCUUGAUUUGUCAAAGAGAGAACUAGUGAGGGCCAAAAUGGAGUAUCAUAUAUAGUGUUGAAUCCAAUCUGAAGCUCUUUUGAACAAGAGAGAUACGAGUGACCACAAGCUUCGCUUAAGCGCAGUGCAAGGCGAGGUUUGGAACCCUACCAUCUAUUCUCUAUGCAUCUCAAUUGCUUCACACCUCUGCUUGGAAACUUUCAUACAACGCCCCUUGUUUCGUUCUAUCCCUAUUCUAUUACCAUACAUAAUUGGGAGAAGCUCAUCCAUAACUAGAGCUAGAAAUGGUUGAUUUUGUUUCAUUUCAUUCCCGCUCUCUAAGGAACUGUCUGUUAGUGAGACAUUAUCCAGACACAAAGUGGUGCUUCAUUUUCAGGAAUGUGCUUUUGGCUGUGGUGACAAACUUAAGAGGGCCCUUUUGAUAGUAAGAUUGCCAUCGAGAUUGAAUAUGCAGAAGUUCCUCUUUCAUCUGUCAGUUUGAUAGUUCACCCUGUGGACUCACAAUUUGUCAAAGAGCAUAAUAUGUACUGUGUUUUGACCUUAGAUUCAUGGUUUCCCUCUUGUUGCCACCAGAUUGUGUAUUCUGUGGACAGGGUCUGGAAUCUUUCACACAUCUAUAUUUUGGAAUGUCAUAUUACAAGGGGUUUGUGGAGUCUGAGUAUGUGCUUGCCGGGAUAUAAACGACAGAUUCAAGACUGGAAUGUUGAGGUUACAUGGGCAUGCAAGCUAGCAAAGAGCAAACGUGGAGUAGAUGAGAUUACUAGUUGUGCAUUUGCCAUGGUGGUUUACCUGAUAUGGCAAGCAAGGAACUCAAGCAGAUUUCAACAAAAGUCUAUUCAUGUUGAUGCACUGAUCAAAGAAAUGGUGUUACACUUGCACAUCAGAGGGCGGAAUUCAGGAAAAUGGCGAGAUAAGUGCAAGACAUUUCUCGUUUUCCUUAGAUGGUUACUGAUAGUAUUGUUUUUCUUAAGGUGUAUAUUUCCUAGGCUUAAUAUAUGUAUUGUUGUUGUGAAGCUAUAGCAUAGGUGCAGGAGAGACUGUUUGUCCAUAACUAUCAGAACUAUAUUGUAAAUAUUUGGUUGUCAAUGAAAAUGUCGCUUAACCAAAAA